Molecule: messenger RNA, 3843 nt
Organism: Rattus norvegicus (Norway rat)
Lineage: Eukaryota; Metazoa; Chordata; Mammalia; Rodentia; Muridae
Source: RefSeq, a predicted model, not a curated record
CUGUAUAUGGCAUUUGAAGUCAGUUAUUAACAGUCGUCCCUCUUAAACCUUUAAAAAUGAGUGUGAAGACCCGCGUGAACAUUUGCCUCGCGCUGAGCCCUAGUACAAAGUGGCGACAAGACGCAGAGGCAGCGCGGGGAAUGCGGGAGCUGGGAGGCAAGGCCAAGCCGGUCUUCCGCGCACCCACCUCGGAUGCCCCGGCUCAACGAGGGUCUCUGGUUCAGCGCCUGGCGUCCGUCACUUCUCACCGGCAAGCGACAGCCAGGGCCCGCGCCCUCCGCCGGGGGAUACAGUCUGUUUCAGUUACUCCAUGGAUUCCUUUGAGCACCUCAGACCAGAAGACAGCCAGUCAGUAGUGAGCAGAAUGCAGAAGAAAUACUGGAAAACUAAGCAGGUCUUUAUCAAAGCGACAGGGAAAAAGGAGGAUGAGCACGUGGUUGCAUCUGAUGCAGAACUGGAUGCUAAACUUGAGGUUUUUCACUCCAUCCAGGAGACAUGCAAUGAACUCGUGAAGGCAGUUGAGAAAUACCAGCUAAGACUCAAUGUUAUAUCAGAGGAAGAAAAUGAACUAGGGCUCUUUUUAACGUUUCAAGCAGAGCGGGAUGCAACUCAAGCUGGCAAAAUGAUGGGCGCCGCCGGCAAGGCCCUCUGCUCUUCAGCCAAGCAAAGACUGGCCUUGUGCACUCCCCUGUCUCGUCUUAAGCAAGAAGUGGCAACGUUCAGUCAGAGGGCCAUCUCUGACACCUCAGUGACCAUCAACCGCAUGGAGCGGGCUCGCACCGAGUACAGAGGGGCCCUGCUGUGGAUGAAAGACGCAUCACAGGAACUUGACCCAGACACCUUCAAACAAGUGGAGAAGUUCAGAAAAGUACAGAUUCAAGUGAGAAACAGCAAAGAUUGUUUCGACAAGUUAAAGAUGGAUGUCUGUCAGAAAGUGGACUUGCUGGGUGCUAGUCGGUGCAAUAUGUUAUCUCACUCACUCGCUACCUACCAGAGAACAUUACUUGGGUUCUGGGAGAAAACGGCUCAAAUGAUGUCCCAAAUCCAAGAGGCCUGUGCUGGCUUUCAUCCAUAUGACUUCAUGGCUCUCAAGCAACUACAAGACACUCCAGGCAAUCUCACUGCAGAGGACAAAGAAGAACAAACAGAGGGCAGUUGUCUUAGUACAAACCUCAAUAAGGUAGCUUUGUCUGAAGAGGAAGAGAGAUUUGAGAGAGAACCAGCAGUUGCACGCGCUCUGCCUAGAGACUCACUAGAAGGAGAUGAUUUUGAGAAGGAGUUCUCAUUUCUGAGCAGUCUCCUAAGCCCCACCUCUUCACGUGCUAGUGAAUGUACACAGGAAUGCCAGCCCGCCUGUGGGAGCCCCAGCCUCAUGUGCCAGGAGCCUUCAUUAGGACCCGGGCCUCUCACUUCUUCCUCCCAGUUCCUUCCUUCACGGCUUUUUGACCUUGGCCUUCAUGCUGAUGGAGCUUUCAACAGCUGGGCUUCCCAAGAGGGAUCAGAACACUCAGAUACCUUGCCAGUACCUUCACAGCAUCCAAAGAAAUUAAAAUGGCCUCCACAUGCUGGAUACCCUGCUAGCUACACCCUCAGCCUGGAUGCCCCCAACAGUGGUAACCAAGACAUGUCAGCCUGGUUCAAUCUAUUUGCAGACCUGGGGCCACUCUCAAACCCAGAUGCCAUUGGACACUCAGAUGACGAGCUUCUGAAUGCCUGACUGAUGUCAUGGUGACUGACAUCACAGCUUCAGGGGUCUUGAGGAACCAACUGUGCAACAUUUGCCUUUCUGAAGAGAAGUUCCCACUGCGACCACACACAGAAGCAUGUGUUCAGGAUAGAACGUCUACCAGCCAACUCUAGUCACAGGAUUGGAGCACCUGAGCAGGCUGUGGUACUUCAUAUGCUGGGUGGGCAGGCUGUUGAUAGUACAUGGAUAAUUUUACAAACUCCGCAAUACUGAGAAACCAAACUUACGGCUGAAUCACAGAAGCAUGGUGUGUUUCUUUGGAAGGUGUUUUACACUUGUUACUUUGCUUUAAGGGGAUAAAGAAUAGGAUAGAGUGGCUAUAGUUUGGGGGGUUUUCUUGAUAGUGUCAGGUGUUUUCUGUUGUGGGGACCAGCACUAGAACUAUAAAAAGCUUUCUCACCAAUUACAAUGUAGAACAAGAUUAGAGAACUGUCUGCUUUACUGAAAUUAAGAGAAACGUGGGUUUGCUUUUCUGUACCUGGUAACUAAAUGCAAUGUUACCGUUCAUUCAUAUGCAAUCAUGGAUACAUUAGUUCCAUUAUUAAAUUUUCAUGGGGAAGACAGCAGGAUGCAAAAGCCAUCAUCUGUAGAAAUGGGAAAAGGAAUCUACAGGUCUGUUUCACUGACUCUUGCAGUGCUACUUUCUCUACAGAACAGUGAGGACAAGCAUUGCAUGUCUGGGCAGCAAUCUUGCUGAAACUUCCAGAAACUUCUAUGUGAACAUGCAAGACACUUUCAAAUGCCAUCAUAAUAGUUGUAUUUUCUCAACACACACUUGAGCCCAGAAGGAUUUCUGAUAGACAUGGAGGAUUCUACAGAAAGCUAAGGAGCAUCCCAUGUUCUUCCUUUCAGUCUAACUCCCACAGUGCCAUUAGAGAGUACUAAGCAAAAGCUAUUGGCAGAGGACAUAGAGUCUAGGGUUUGAAGGGAAGGCUAUUCAGUGGCAGUUGGGCAAACUGGCGAAAUCAUAACUGCUGGAUUGCUACUCCUUCAGCUUCCUGUCCUUUCUUGUCCACCCUUUAAUUUAAGGGUAGUUCUCCAAGUGUUCUGUCAUCAAGUCCAUUGUGGCCAGUGUCCCACAGGGACAUCUUAAGUUGUUUAUUGUGGUUUUUAUGGGCUUCUAGUCAUUAGCAGGUUGAUUCAAGUUCAAAUUACAUAUAAUGUCCAAGUCAUGGUAUAUAGGGAGCUAUUUUUAAGAAAAAAACCAGAGUGGGUAGAAUGCCAUCCACUCCACACAUUCAGAAACCUGGCCUAACCCUGUGGAACUGACCCUGAGCUGUCAACUGGUGCAAGGGCUGCAGACUCACCUGUGGGUCAGAAACAAAUGCAGACUUGUUCCUAAAUAUCUUCAGUCUUAAUGAACUAUUACCUCUUCAAAAGCACUUCCCUUCUGUUCAGUGAAAAAUUCCAGAACACAAUAUUGUCAUUGUUCUGCCAAGAUUGAUCACCAGGAUUACUAUAAUGAAUCACAGUCUGAGGCUAGGGUCCAGAGCAACCACUGCCAUUAACCUCAAGAAGCAAUAACUUACACUGUCUGUGCUACCUCUCUUUGCGAGGUAUCCUUCCAUGAGUUAGUUCAGUUAUGAGAACACAGUUGUGAACACUUACCAGAAAGACAGCUGAUGGGGAAGCAUAGGUUGUCCCAGAGCAACUUUGUCAAAAAUGGGUAUCUUUUAUAUCGAGUGAAGAAGCACCUAUGUUCUACUUUAUUUUAUUCCAAAUUAGACUUCACAGAAAGUUAGACAGACCCAAGCACAGCCACAUUAGCCUUCUCCUCAAGAGACACAAGAAUGGCAGGUCAUAUGAUCAGAUUGGUGUAAUUUGUAUUUUCUGAGAUUUUAAUUGUAUAAUAGUGUUCUAAUAUCAUUAGAAACAAAUUGUAUUUAAAAUUAGAUUUCAUUAUUUGCACAUUGAAAGGAGCUAUAUUUCCACUCUGAAUAUUUAUUUCACAUUACCUAUUGUUCUGGGUAUUUAUUUCAUGUUUCCUAACUAAUAGAUCUAGAAAUAUACAGGGCUUACAGCAUUAGGAAGCUAGUUUAAUGUGUUCCCUCUCUCUUGAGCGUCCAUUAAUAAAGAUUACAGAUGGCAUAAAGCAA